Molecule: messenger RNA, 1882 nt
Organism: Pocillopora verrucosa
Lineage: Eukaryota; Metazoa; Cnidaria; Anthozoa; Scleractinia; Pocilloporidae
Product: transmembrane protein 161B-like
Source: RefSeq, a predicted model, not a curated record
GGAACGCCUUGUCGUUUAAAUCUUAAUGGCGCACGAGAUCAUUCAGCCAACAUUUUCACCACGAAAAUAUUGUCAAGUUUGACCCAAAAAAUCUGGUAAAUAGUGAAAGAAAGACUCGGAAUGGCAUUGUUUGGGGUUCAAUUUGUGUUGAGUGUUGUUAUGGCAACCUUGUUGCAGAAGUUUUCUCCAUUUAUUUCCCUUGGACGUUGGAUUCUUUGCAAUAAUCACCUUGUUCGAUAUCUCCAUCCAACUGAUGAUGAACUUAAGGGAUUGAUUGGAAAAAACUCUGUUGCUACAGGCAAGAAUAAAGGAAAAAAAGCAGCACCAACAGAUACAAGAAAACGGCAGAGUAAUGCAGCAGCUGUUGGGAGUAACAACGACGAGGUCAAGACUUUUACUGUCCCGUGCAACAUUGAUGUCCAUCUAGACAAGGCUACGAUUGAAGAGAUUGACUUGUUGCCUCAGUUUCUUUACACAGACUACAAAUGGAUGGUCGAUUUCUCCUUCUGUGCGGCUGUGAUAAACGUCCUUGUUGAAAUCUUUGCUUUCUUUCUUCCUGAAAUCUAUACUCAGGAACUUAAUUUGGCGCUUGUAUGGAACUGUCUCGUCAUCUUUUUUGCUCUUAAGGUGUUGUUUUCCUUGGCCGCAGCUUAUUGGAGGGGGGAUGACACAGGCGAGCGAUCCAUGUGCCUCACUUUCGGUUUGUUCUUUUUUGUGGUUGCUAUGGCUGUUCUUGUGAUCGACGAGUCUCUUCUGGACUUCGGACUUGACAAAGGUUACGAGACGUUUUCAGAAAAAGCGACCGAGUUUAUGGAGAAACAAGGGCUGUCUUCCAGAGGUCCCGCCCCAAAGUGGAUGUUUAAACUGUUCCUGGCCGUAGCUUCAGCCAUCCUUGGUGCAUUUCUUAGUUUUCCUGGCAUGCGUUUGGCCAAUAUGUAUCUGGAUUCACUGUUCUACUGCAGGGAGACACGUAUUAUGUUGGUUCUUCUCCAUGUCAACUUCCUGGCUCCUAUGUUCCUUAUUUUCCUGUGGGUGACGCCCAUCUUGCAAGGACCUUUGGUAACAGGCUCGUGGCAUGACGACAUCGACGACAAGAAUGCUAAACCAGUAUUGACAGAAAAGGGUUACUACAACCUUCGUUACAUCCUGCUGUUGCUGUUCUGCGUCUUGCGGUUGAGUUUGGUUUGGCGACAUCUCCAGUCCUAUCUUGAUAUGGCACACGAAAGGAUUGAAAAGAUGAAGAAAGAAACUGGACGAAUCACUAACGUGGAGCUGCAGCGAAAGGUUGCGCGCGUGUUCUACUAUCUGUCUGCCGCUGCCCUUCAAUAUCUGGCGCCGACUCUUCUUCUUCUCUUUUCCGUUCUUAUGCUACGAACUCUCGGUUGUUCUGACUGGAACAGUAAUCCUGUGGGUGCCUCCCGAAUUCAGUAUUCAUCUUUUAUAUCAAACAGUACCAGAGAAGCAGCGCUAAAUCUGCGGGCAGUCCUCACACCUGCUCUGUUCCAGGGGAUCAUGUCGUACAUGGUUUGGUGGUUGUGCACCUCAUGGCUCAUUACUACAGUUUUCGGAGUUGUCUAUCUAAAGAUUUUUGAGGCAAGUUGAUCAAGGUCUUCCGUGAUCACGAAAAAUGGCGGAAAUUCUCAGAGAGUGAGCUGCAUCGUGGAGAAAUGGGACGAGAACGAGGCUGAGGUUGACAUGUUAUGGAAAUGACAAGUUUUCCUUAUUUGGUGCCGUGUACGGAGUCACUUCCGCAGAUCACGAGAGAAUAGGGGAACUUAUUAUAAUUAAUAAACCUUUACGUUCCUCUUCUGUUUCUGAGGACUCGUGGAAACUUUCCCAUGUCCUGUCAUUCUUGACAUAAGAAAUGAAUCAAUUAAUCAGA